CACGUUCCUUAACGUCAAAGAAAAUAUGGCGAUUGGUAUUAUCUUCGGUGAUCUGAAAUAGAAUAAGCCUGUAGUGUGUCAAAUUUUAUUUCUCUGUUACUUUGAGAUACGAAAUAUUAUAAAUAUAUUAAACGACUUCAUUUAUAGAAUUGCAGAAUGUCUAGUCGGGAAGGAGGUAAAAAAAAACCAUUGAAGGCACCGAAAAAGGAUUCUAAACAAUUAGAUGACGAAGAUGUAGCUUUUAAACAGAAACAAAAGGAACAACAAAAAGCACUGGCAGAAGCAGCGAAGAAAGCUAGUCAAAAGGGUCCUCUUGUUACUGGCGGCAUCAAGAAAUCUGGCAAAAAGUGAUUGUUUUUUAUUAAAAAGCAUUGUAUACAAAUUUGUCACAGUCACUCUGCAAAAUCUGAUAAUGUUCUUACAGCAAUGUUGUCGUUCACCGAUCGACUUGCUGUACGAAAUAUUUCUACAAUCACAUUUCGCUGCAUCAGUUACUUGUAAAUAAAAUUGAAAAUAGAUACAAAUUGAAUAGAUUAUAAAAAUUCCAUGGAAUACAUAUAAUACUUCGUCGUAUGAAAAAAUACAACUACAAAUUUUCAUUUUAUUGAGUCAAACAAGAGUCAUCCUUUGUGUCGUUGAAGUAAGAUUAAUAUAAUUUUAUAUGUAACAUAAGAUAACAGCAAACAAGUAAGCUCAAAGAAAAGUCUAAGAGGAAAAAACAAUUUUAAAAGCAAUUUAACAGUUCAUCUUAUCGAUGAAUUUUCUACAAACAAAAAGAAAAUUAUCGAAAUAUAUUAAUCUAGUCGUUUUAUAGAGUUGCAUUUAAUAAAAACGAGGACACCUGUA
This is a messenger RNA of Polistes canadensis, 846 nucleotides long. Its product is annotated as translation machinery-associated protein 7 homolog. Bases 157 to 351 code for a protein of 64 amino acids. The record is from RefSeq and is a predicted model, not a curated record. The transcript is spliced from 2 exons. Lineage: Eukaryota; Metazoa; Arthropoda; Insecta; Hymenoptera; Vespidae.